CAAAGCUAACCAGCACUAGUUUAUACUUACACUUGCUUUUUUUUCUUAAAAAAAAAAAAGGCGCACGUGUUCCUUUGACCUCGACGACUCCAAAAGAAGGUUCCAAAAAACAGAAGUUUUUGCUUGCUCGCUCGCUCGCUUCAUGCCCUAAUCUCUUUUUGCUCUACUCUCUUAUUCAGUUCAAAAAAAUUGUGAAUUCAGUUUCAUAGUUCGUUAUUUCAGAUUUGGGAUGAUACUGAGGAACUUGGAAACUGAAAUGCCAGGUGGUCGGAAUUUUCCCAGAAUAGGUACUUUAGAGCUGAAAUCUCAGAUUGUAAGGAAGAUUGGGCGUAUAAAAACGGAGGAGUACUUCAAUCUGCUUACUAGAUUUUUGAGUCUUAGGAUUGGGAAACCCGAGUUUGAUAAGCUCUGCAUUGAUACAAUAGGGAGAGAAAAUGUUCGUCUUCAUAAUAAUCUCCUGAUAUCAAUUGUUAGAAAUGCUUCGCUUUCAAAGACUCCUCCAUCGGUGGAGAACAAGUUUGAAGCUUCUUUAAGUGUUAAAGCGUCAAAUGGGUACCAAAGAAGCAAUCUUCAGUCACUGUGCAAAGACUUUCCUCAAUCCCCUCGUAAGAGUCGGACUCCGAAUCUUCGUGAUCGUAAGUUGAGGGACCGCCCAAGUCCUUCAGGGCCUGAUGGGAAGAGCCAUAACAAUACUACCUGUGAGGAUGCAAUUCGUAAAGUUCAAGAACAGCAGAGUGCUACUGAGUUGCUUUCUUUGGGUAGCAGACCGCCUGGCUCUGUCGAGGAUGGAGAAGAGGUUGAUCAAGCUACGGGAAGUCCGGGCGCUUACAGUAGAAGUCCUGUUAGAGCUCCACUUGGCAUCACUUUGAACACUAAAGGAAUGCGAAAUUUACCAUGGAACCGAGCAGCAUCUGCUUCCGAAACUUGUUAUUGCCGGGGCGAACUACCUGACAGCGGUUCUUUGAGGAAGAGGUUGGAACAGAAGUUGGAGAUGGAGGGACUAAAUAUCUCUAUGGAUUGUGCCAAUUUUUUGAACAAUAGCCUUGAUGUUUACAUGAAGAGAUUGAUCAAACCCUGUUUGGAACUGGCUCGCUCGAGAUCAGGAAAGAAACUUAUUGACCAAGGCCACAGUUGGUCCAUGGCCUGUUUGAAUGGGAUGCAGCCCAUGAGAUAUGCACCAAAACAAAAUGGACCCAUUUCUGCAUCAAUCUUAGACUUUCGAGUUGCGAUGGAGUUGAAUCCCUUGCUUGUAGGAGUGGACUGGCCAACACAACUGGAGAAGGCGUGCCUGCUUGCUUCAGAAGAGUGAGCUGGAAAUAAUCGGCUUCAUGAUUUGCGUUCAACCAGAUUCUAGCCAUAGCAAUUUUGAGUUAUUUCAGUUUUGAAUUCCACUCUAACAUUGAUCUCGAGCAUACCAUUUUUAUAGAAUAGAUGAAGUAAAUAAGUACAAACACAGUAGUUUUGGAUGAUGCUGAUUACUUUGUAAAUAUUUGACGGUUCUGAUUUAUCCCGGAGGUGCAAUGUCUCAGCUAGGUGAAAUCCAUUUAUAUCGACACUUCAUAAGGAUCCAUAUAGGCUAGCAACUAUCUCCACCUGUUAUCCAUUGUUUUAGUGAACACUGAUUUUCAUAAUUGUAAAGCAUAUAAUUUGCAAUUGCUGUA
Gossypium raimondii (Peruvian cotton) is the source of this 1661-nucleotide messenger RNA. RefSeq lists its product as uncharacterized. Bases 230 to 1309 code for a protein of 359 amino acids. Gene Ontology annotation, molecular function: transcription coactivator activity. Gene Ontology annotation, cellular component: SAGA complex. Lineage: Eukaryota; Viridiplantae; Streptophyta; Magnoliopsida; Malvales; Malvaceae. The transcript is spliced from 2 exons. The record is from RefSeq and is a predicted model, not a curated record. Gene Ontology annotation, biological process: regulation of transcription by RNA polymerase II.